This is a messenger RNA of Manduca sexta (tobacco hornworm), 2503 nucleotides long. RefSeq names its product cysteine-rich hydrophobic domain-containing protein 2. The transcript is spliced from 3 exons. The coding region runs from base 129 to 629 and encodes 166 amino acids. The record is from RefSeq and is a predicted model, not a curated record. Lineage: Eukaryota; Metazoa; Arthropoda; Insecta; Lepidoptera; Sphingidae.
ACAACAAGCAAACGUCACUUUUGACUUUCUGUAUUCCUUUUUCCAUGAAUGUUAAAUCUAACAAACACAGUGCUUUGUUAUGUUUUUAUAAUAUAGGGAAUUGAUAGCUUAGUUAGAAAUUAAGUAAAAUGGCAGAUUUUGAUGCUAUAUACCCAGAUGAUCUUGAAGACGCUGAGGAAAAUAUAGAAGAGACCCAUGUGACGUUAGUGCCUGAUCCGAUAGUUGUACGAGGGGCUGGAAACAUGACAGUAUUUGGUUUAAGCAAUCGUUUCAACAGCGAGUUCCCGUCCGGGCUGCAGUCGCGCGUGGCCCCCGAGGAGUACCGCGCUACGGUGGCGCGCAUCAACAGCGUGCUCAAGAAGACGCUGCCCGUCAACGUCAAGUGGCUGUUCUGCGGCUGCGUGUGCUGUUGCUGUACCUUAGGAUGCUCUCUAUGGCCGGUCAUAUGCCUUAGUAAACGGACCCAGCAUUCUCUGAACAAACUACUGGAAUGGGAGAACAGUCGACUGUACAACAAGCUGGGUCUUCGCUGGCGGCUCACGAAGCAGCACUGCGACUCGUCCUCCAUGAUGGAAUAUGUGCUGCUCAUAGAGUUCAUACCCAAAAUACCAAUCUACAGGCCCGACUAAGUGCCUACAGUGAUAUAAACGUGUAAAUAUUGUUUAACCGCAUUAACAUAACACUGUCAUCGCAUCAACAAUAACAUUGCAUGGCCAAGCCAAUGAAUCUGUGUUAGAUACCCUUUGUAAGGAUUAGGGGAGAGUGUUGAACUACUCUUUGUUACAUGAUGGUUCCAUUAUACUGGAAUGGUUACAAAAAUAAUCUGUAGUUGAUGUGCUGUAUAUUGUAAAUAAGCGUUCUGUAUUAAGGAAGGAAAAACGGUAUUGUUACUUGCUUUAUGUGUAUAAUUGUCAGCUAAAAUGGCAAGCUUAGAGUGCAAAUUUAAAUGUAACAUGUAUAUAUUAUUGAUAUUGAAAUUAAACGAAAACAAACGCUUACGUAGCGAUCAUCGCGUUUACUUUAGGUGUUAAUUGCGAACAUAAUGCUUUUCUCUAUACUAUCGAUAUCAAUCUCAUGCAGUUAAUCGAUUGUCUAUUCGAAUAUUAAUUAAUUAUAAUGAAUUGUAUCUCUAAACUUCAGAUACUUUUAUAUGUGAAUGUUGAUGUUAUUUGCACGGCUACAAUGUAUGCUGCUGAAAUUAGAAUAUUCUUUGUAAGUUACAGUGGCGAUUGGGGAAAACAAUAUAAUAUAAAGGUACUAAUGCAUCAAUGCGGCCUGCAAAUCGUUCUAAUAAUAAUUAGAUUCCACAUAACGGACGCGGGCAAGAAUCGGGUUAUAUGGUUCCUUCGCCACUGAAGUUAUUACAUCUAUUGUCAAUCAUAAGUUUGUUUGCGUAUAUCAAUGACAAUUUAUUUUCCACGAGAUUUUUAAAUGACCACGUCCAAACACGCUGUUUAUCUCAUCAUGUCUUAUUCAUGAGACAAGAUUCGAGUUAAACUUUCUCGUUAUGGGUUUUGUUAUGUUUAUAUUCAUGUGCUGGCUAGUUCUCAUACUUCAGAAUUUACUUGAGAAGUAUAUAGCAACUCUUUGGCUGAACAAUUUUUUAUAUGUCAAGUAUUUUUUUUAACAAUUUUGGUAUUGGAUUGUUUCCUUUUUAGAUUAUACGUGAAUGCAUAUAGAAGAAAAAUAAAAUACAAUGUCAUUAAGUUCAUUGGUGUGAUUAUAAAGCUAGUAGUUGUAGAGUUGUACUCGGCAAAUUAAUCUACUGUUUUUCGUGCGCCCAAUUAGUUGUUAUUUAAUUUCCAUGCAACACAUUUCCCGCUCCGCUAUAAUAAUGACCGCUAAAACUUCACGCAGUACCUACGUCAGUUCUAUUUCUGCAAACUUUUUAUUGACGCAGUUUCAUUGCUGUGGGUCAUAAUUCAUAAUAUUCAUUGUUCUCACAAUUCAUUCUAAUUGUCGUAAUUGUCCGUUCGCCUGUCGUUUGUUUGUAUAGCUAACAUUUUAUUUCGCGUCCACUCUUUUGUAUAUUGUUUACGUAUGUGAUGUACCUGAAUUCCGACAUUAAUGUCAGUUGAAUGAAGCCAGACCCAUCAGGGCAAGUAUUGCGAGCCGAUCGUGUGAAGCACUGCGGUAAUGUUCGGGACUGUGUUAUUAGACAAUUAGCUUUUAAUGUUAAUGGAUACGUUUAACACAAUAAUUCUCGCCCUCUCUUCUCUUUUCAACAUGUUGUGAAUGAGGAUUUUUGUACUGUGGAGAGCCCCGUUGGCCGUCGCUGUAAUUUCACUAUGUGUGUACUUCACGUAAUAAAGUUUCAUGGAAUAGUAAUUUGUUCAGAAUGUUUCUUGCCACCGACGUUUUAAUUUCAUACUGUUUGAACGCAACGGUUGAAAAGCGAACAGGGUAUGUUGACAUUAAGUUGUAAUUAAGGAAUUGUAAAUAUUUUAAGAAGUUAUAGAAAUUAUUUUUGUUCAAAUAAUAAACUUCACUGUACGUGAUGAAA